Messenger RNA from Pistacia vera, 717 nucleotides. Its product is annotated as MLP-like protein 28. The record is from RefSeq and is a predicted model, not a curated record. Lineage: Eukaryota; Viridiplantae; Streptophyta; Magnoliopsida; Sapindales; Anacardiaceae. Gene Ontology annotation, biological process: defense response. The coding region runs from base 45 to 533 and encodes 162 amino acids. The transcript has 2 exons.
AAUUGCCUCCCCUGUGUGAAUACAAAUCAAAACUAGUAAACAAAAUGGCUCUCUCUGGUCAGAUGACGGCUGAUGUUGAGCUCAAGACUCCUGCUGACAAGGUUUUUGAGUUCUAUACCUUUACCCCUUACCACAUAGCCAAAGCAAGCCCUAAAUAUGUUCAGAGUGUUGAUUUACUUGAAGGUCAAUGGGGCAAAGAGGGCUGCGUUUACAACUGGAACUUUCUCCUUGACGGAAAAACUGCAUUUAAUAUGGUGAAUGUGGCAAUAGAUGACAAGAACAAGUCAGCCUCAUACAAAACAAUUGAAGGAACACUCUUGAAAAUGUUCAACAGCUUCAAGUGCUGUAUUGAAGUUACUCCAAGGGAUGAAGGCUGCGUGCUACACUGGUCUCUGGAAUACGAAAAGUUGAGCACGAAUGUUGAGGAUCCAAAAGCGAUGCUUCACGUGCUUGUUGAUACCUGCAAAGACUUUGAUGCUCACCUUACCCAGCAGGCAAACACACAGAGCUCUCCUCAACUGCAAUGCAACUGAUUAGAAUCGUCUGAUGCAAUAAAUAAAUGCAUGCAUGCAUGCAUGCAAGUUAGUUUGGAGCAUGCUUGGAUCGAUCGAUGUCUUGAAUACGGAGUUUGGCUUCUGGUACUAAAUAAGAUGUAUUUUCAUUUAUGUGGGGAGUGUCUUGCAUGUUUCUGGUACUAAAUAAAAUUUAUUUUCAGUA